Messenger RNA from Mobula hypostoma (lesser devil ray), 5767 nucleotides. It is a transcript of the gene mfsd11, whose product is annotated as major facilitator superfamily domain containing 11. NCBI's taxonomy places the organism in Eukaryota, Metazoa, Chordata, Chondrichthyes, Myliobatiformes, Myliobatidae. The coding region runs from base 310 to 1665 and encodes 451 amino acids. The record is from RefSeq and is a predicted model, not a curated record. The transcript has 13 exons.
UGGGGAAGGUAAAUCACUUUUAGAGCAGAUCGGCGUUUGAGUGAGAUUUAAUUUACUUCACAGCGUGUAAAGACAUUAAAAUCUAACCAGUGAUGCUUAAAUACGGACUAUUAACACAGCGUUACAUCUGAGGAGAAACUUAAAUAGCACGAGACCAGGGCGCGUGCGCAUGCGCACGACGCUUCCGGUCACCUGCUGAUCUUGGUUUCUGGGGAGGGUAAUUCACUUUUAGAGCAGGUCUGCAGUUGAGUGAGGUUUAAUUUAUUUCACAGCGUUGAAAGACAUAAAAUCUAACUAGUGUCUUUAGUCAUGACGCCAGAAGGAUGGAAAUUAACGAAUGUUAUAAUUUUGGGAUUUGCUUUUAUGUUCGUUUUCACUGCGUUUCAAACUUGCGGUAAUAUUGAGCAAACCGUCAUCAAGAGUAUCAAUAGCACUCGGUUUCAUGGAAGUGGCUAUACCAGUUUGGCCAUAAUUUAUACUGUGUUUUCUGCUUCCAAUUUGUUGACUCCAUCAAUUGUUGCUCUUUUGGGAUAUCGACUUUCCAUGUUCCUUUCUGGAUUAGUGUACAGUGCUUAUAUUGCAGUUUUCAUUGAGCCAUUCACAUGGUCCUUUUACUUGGCUUCAGUCGUCAUUGGGGUAGCAGCUGCAGUGUUAUGGACAGCACAAGGCAAUUGUUUGACAAUUAAUUCAGAUGAAAAUACAAUUGGAAGAAACAGUGGAAUAUUUUGGGCUUUGUUGCAAUUUAGUCUUUUAUUUGGAAAUCUGUACAUUUAUUUAGCAUGGAAAGGAGAAAAGCAUAUUUCAGAUUAUGACCGCAAGACUGUUUAUACUGCACUCGCUGUAAUUAGUUUGGUGGGAAGUGUCCUGUUCAUUCUUAUAAGGAAACCUGACUCAGAGCCUCAGUCAACAGAAAAUGAAAUAUCUGAUGAUGAGCCUGAAAUUACAUUAAGGACUGAAGGACGUUCAUCCCAAGCAGUAGCUGCAUUCAAGAGUGCAAUCAAUAUAUUUUUUACCAAGGAUAUGCUGCUUCUAAGUGUUUGCAUUGCCUACACAGGUUUUGAGCUAACGUUUUUGAGUGGGGUAUAUGGCACAUGCCUGGGGGCGACAAAUCACUUUGGGGAUGAAGCCAAAAGUCUGAUUGGUUUAAAUGGCAUCUUCACUGGCGUUGGAGAGGUUGUAGGUGGAGCAACAUUUGGUUUAUUGAACAAAUUCCUCAGCAGAUAUCUUGGCAUUGGCAGAAAUCCUGUAGUUCUUCUGGGUUUAUCAUUUCAUAUUCUAACCUUCUAUCUCAUUUUCCUAAAUGUGCCAAAUGAUGCACCAGUGGUUCCUGAUGCAGGGACAAGUGAAGCUGCUUAUAUAAUUCCAAGCAAAGUUAUUGCGAUAGCGUGCAGUUUUCUUCUGGGACUAGGAGACAGCUGCUUCAACACACAACUCCUCAGUAUUCUGGGAUUUAUGUACGCCCAAGAAAGUGCUCCUGCAUUUGCUAUCUUCAAAUUUGUGCAAUCCAUCAGUGCAGCAAUUGCAUUUGGCUACAGCAAUUAUCUAAUGCUCCAGUGGCAGCUACUUAUCCUUUGCCUGACUGCAUUCUUCGGUACUGUCUCCUUCAUCCUUGUGGAGUGGAAGGCAAAAGCAAAUUUCCAAGGUCACAGUUAUGAGCGCAUUUAAUGAAGAAGCCAUCUUUUUGAAAUAAAAGUAGUCUAAAUUUUUAAGUUCUAUUUUGAUUCUUGAACUCAUCUGUUAAUGUAACUUGAGCAUUUUAGUUUUCCUGUGCAAACUUUUUCAAAACUUUUUCAAAUAUUAGUGUAAUUUAAGGAUCUAACUGGAGAACCUAAUAAUUUCUAUUGGCUUUAACUUAAGGCUUUACACUUGUAUACUAUGUUGGGAAAACAAUUUUGCUCAACUUAAAACCAUGCACUCAAGAAAUAUUCUGAUUGAAACAAAUCUGAAUAUUCUAAAAAAUAUUUAGCUGCUCUCCAGGGAAUGCUGUUUUAAGCAUUUCCCUGGUAGUAUCCAUGAGCAUUAUUCAGAACCAAGAUUUCUUGCAAAGUCGACUUGUUACUUAAUAGGCAACAAUCAGAUUUCAUUAAAAUAGGCAUACUUUUGUUUAUGACUCAGAUAUUUGAGACAUUUCCAGUAUUUUUGAAUAAGGGUAAAAGGGCCUGUUCCUGUUCUCAGACUUGAGUCACUUGUUUAGAAACUAAAGGUUAGAAAGUUGCUAUUUCACCAAAUGAUACUUUAAUUGGUAUUGUUAGCUGUUCAGAAUUUAUUUUGGGAAGGUGUAUUUCAAUGAUAUCAUUCGUAACUGAUUAUGACUAAUCUGACUAUUUUACUAAUUUUCAUUAGUGUUGGUGAUUUAUAUAUUGAAAACACUAUUUAAAUGGCUGUUAUUUUUUACUUAUAGUCAGCUUUUAAUUACUAAUAAUUUAGCCACAGAAUUUAUGCUUUUUGUUGUAUAUUUGUCGAUUUCUUCAAAAAUUGAGCAUUUGAAAGGCUACAGGUUUAUCAGUAAUGACUGUAAUGUAGAAUUUUAAAAGGAAAUGUUUCAAGCGAGAAGGGACUGUAUUACAUGUUUUUACUUAACAGUCUCACACUUUUAGAAUUAUUUGGCAAUUGUAUUAUUGAGUAUAUUUUUGAUCCCAUUUUUAACAAUUUGUUUUUAUAGCUAUAGUCACUGUGGACACCAAAGCAAAAUGCAGAAGUAUUUUGAUCUCUAUAAAAGGGGAAGCAUUCUUCCCUACUUAACGAACGUCAAGUUUUUUCUUAAAGUCUUCUGCAAUGAUUUAGAUGAUAGCAAUAUGUUGUAACUCAGUGAUAGCACCCUUAAUAUUGAAACACGUGGUGGGUUCAAGUUCCAUUCCAGAAUGAGACGAAGCUCCAAUGGUAGUCAGCUUUACUUGUUCCUCAGGGUGGGUGUAAUAGAAUCCAUGUACUACGUCAAAGAAAGGUGGGACAGUCUUCUGGUGCUUUGGUCAUCAUUAAUCUUUUGACUAAAACCAUAUCUAAUAACAGAUCAUGUAGUCAUUUUGGGGGAAAUGCUGGAAUCCAUUAUUAUGGAAGAGCUAACAAGGUAUUUAAAUUAUGAAGGGUCUCGGCCCGAAAUAUCGACUGUUUACUCUUUUCCAAAGAUGCUGCCUGACGUGCUGAGUUCCUCCAGCAUUUUGUGUGUGUUACUUUGGAUUUCCAGCAUCUGCAGAUUUUCUCAUGUUUGAGGGGGAGUUAAAUUUAUAGCAUUGAGCAGAGUCACCAGGCAUUGUGAAAAACACAUUGUAGCUGAAAGGAUAACUGCCUAACUAGUGUAUCUAGAUUUCCAACCAGCCUUUCAAAAGGUUAGUAAACAAAGUUGGAGUAUUUAAGAUUGGGGAAGAAUGCUGGAGGGGGUUGACAGUAGAUUCAUCAAAAGAAAAAAAACCAUUGGAACACCGGAGUCAUUUUUGGGAGGCUGUGAGUAGUGGGUGCUGCGGUCCCAGCUGUUGCCAUAUAAUUCAUUGAUUUGGAUGUUUGGUCCAAGUGUAACAUGUCUAGUUUUGCUGAUAUAAAUCUGAAAGGAAGUAUGACGAAGAUAUGGAGAAACAUGAGAGAGAUGUCGAUGAGCUCUAUAAGGAUGUCGCAGAUGGAUUAUAUAAUGAAAUCUGACAUCAGCCACUUUUACAGGUUAAACACUGUUGGUGUGCAGAGGGAUUUGGGUGUCCUUGAGUAGUUCUGAAUGCAAAUGAUAUAUUGGGUUUUAUUGCCAAAGAAUUUGAAUACAAUAUAAUUAUAUUGCACCCUGGUAAUACCACACCUUCAAUAUUGGGUACAGUUUGGUCUAACUGAAAGGUUAAUUCCUUCAUAUUUUCAACUAUGCAAUUUUGGUAUGUAUCAAUUGAAUGACCUGAAAUUAUUUGUGAAUAUCAUGUACAUGUUGAGAUUUGGCCUCAUUGUCUUUUAUGUCUGUACAUCAGUCUAUCUGCGCACACUGGACAUUGUCUUCAAUUUAUAGAGUCUUGUGUACUAAGUUGUUUGGAUUGUGAUUCACAUCCCUUGUUGCAGCUGGUGUUUCAUUGAAUAAAUUAAGUAACUUUAUUUUUUCUUAUUGAAGAUCUGUAUUAUAGUACAUUUCUUUUAAUGCAUUGUUUAUUGAUUAAAUUAUUAAGACUACAAACAAAAACAGAAGUGAAAGUGAACCUCGUGGAGAUUAAUAGGCUGAAACUCUAAUUUUAAUACUCGAAGAAGGAAUAUGAAAAGUGAAUUUGGUGCUAUUCCAAAAUGCUGAUUGUUCCUGCUGAUUUAUGGCAAGAUUUGCAAGGGAUGAUUUUUGUGUGAUUGGCAAGAAAGUUGAGCAUAACCUGCAUCAAUUCUACCAAGAUCAGUUUGUGUUGAGAUACAGAAGUUGAAAAUGUGACUAAACAAAGAUCUGUGGAGAAUUAAUAGAUCGAAUAUGAUAAAAUCUAGUAUAAUUAGCUCUGGAAACAUUGUUCAACUGCGAACAAAGUUUACUAUGAUUUUUUUGUAUUUAGUGCUAUUUCAAUUGCACUGUACAAAAUGGUUCUUGGACUAAAUUAGAAUUUCUAUAUUUGAGUUUCCAUUAAUCCCAGAAUAUUGCCCAGUAAAGGCUGUUGUACAUUUAACAACCUUAUCAUUCAACAUGAUUGCAUCAACUCUCUUCCAAUUCGAUUAUUGAAAUGUCAGAACUAAUGCAUCAUUGGAAUUGCUUUCUGAUGCUUUGGUUUCUCUCAUUUAGUUGUAUUAAAUUAAAAUAUCCAACUUUUAUUGGCUUUGAAUUAGCUUUGUUCUGCAUAUCUUGUCCAAUGACAUCAGGCGUGGUUAAAGUCACAGAGAUUCUUUGGAGUUGUGGGGAGGGUGGUGGUUUUGAUAAGGAACUAUGUUGCCUAAUCCUUUUAAUCAAAGGACUCCUGCUGAAUGCAUUUUAAUGGGGAAAUUGGCUCAAACUGUGCUUCAAAGUGCUAAUUUGGGAACAAAAGGGAUCUUCUGCUAUUGGACCAAGCACAUUUUUAGCAUAAUUUGGGCAAAGUGCUUGCUAUUUAAAAUUAUGCUGCUAGUUUAAGAAUCUUCUAUCUGUAAGUCACUAAUUUAUCCAGAUGUCAUGCAGGAAAAAAUAUGUAAAUAUUGUGCUAUAUAUUUGAUCUUUUGCAUUACAACAUAUGACAUGGUUUAAAAAGAAUAAUUAAUUUAUUUCUUUUGCCUGUGUGAGUAGAACAUUUUUGAAUUGGUUAUUAUACCUUUGUCAGAAAUGUACUAAGCAUUUGAGAUAAAUUGAGUAAUAGGACAUACAGUCUACAUUUUCAAGUAAAAUGUAUCUAUAACCAUUCCACACCAAACUGCAGGUUAUUGUGGUCCAUUGUGACUUUUGUAUCAAAGUGUGCAAUAUUUACAGUAAUUUUAUAUAAUAAAGCAAUUGAACUUCAUGAAUUGUUCUGUAUUAAUGUUUAAUAUAUAUUAAUUUGACUGUAAUUAUCUGUAAACCACUAAGAAAUGAAUAAUGCAUUUUAUCAAUUAACCAAAUUCUUGUCAACAGGGCAAUAUAAUUAAAACUUGCAGCAAUUGGCUGGCUCCUUCAUUAUUUGCACAAAUUAUGUCAUGGAACGUAUGAGACUUCGUCACUAGUAAAAGUCAAAUAUUAAUGAAAAUUCUUUGAAUCUCAAAACACUGUUGGCACAGAAGUAAUGUUGCAUUAAUUAUUCAGAGAAAAUUGCAUUUUAGGAAGGACAUGAAAUGGAUGCCAUGCAAAUAUUGCAGAUAUUGAUUGUAACAUCCCAAAUAAAUAUGA